Messenger RNA from Boeremia exigua, 1398 nucleotides. RefSeq lists its product as uncharacterized. Gene Ontology annotation, molecular function: oxidoreductase activity; heme binding. The coding region runs from base 1 to 1398 and encodes 465 amino acids. The transcript has 2 exons. Gene Ontology annotation, cellular component: endoplasmic reticulum. NCBI's taxonomy places the organism in Eukaryota, Fungi, Ascomycota, Dothideomycetes, Pleosporales, Didymellaceae. The record is from RefSeq and is a predicted model, not a curated record.
AUGUCUGACCUACCAACUUACAGCGCGGCUGAUGUCGCAGCGCACUCAACCAGGGACGACCUCUGGAUGACCAUCCAGGGCAAAGGUGCGAGCGCAGUCUACAAUGUUACAGACUACGUGCGCGACCAUCCAGGUGGCGUAGAUGUUUUGAUCGAUGUCGCUGGAAAGGACGCAACCGAGGAGUACGUCGAAACCGGGCACUCUGAGGAUGCAGACGAGAUCAUGGCCCGCUACGCCGUUGGCAUCGCGGCCACCCCCGAGAAGGUGAAGCGCUCAAAGAACAUCAAGCUUGUACAACAAGCGCCGGUGACACCGGAAGUGAAGAGCUCUGCAGCUUCGGCUGUCGUAAAAGUUGUUGCCGGGUCUAUGGCUCUUGCCGGAGCUGCCUACUGCGCUGCAACAUACGGGCCGUCACCGCGCAUUCUCGUAUCCAAACUCCCGCAGUUACCGACAUCCUCUCUUUCGAGCGGAAACAGCGCCUUUGUCGGUGGCUUCGCGAUCGCCAGCGUCAUCUCCACAAUCGGCGCGACUGUUGUUGCCAACAAGCUUUCCAAAUUUACACAGAUCGAUUCUGGCUUUGGAAAGUACCCUCCUCGCCGCAAGCUGCGUCAUCGCGUCAAGCCGGCCAACCCGCAUCUAGCAAGAGGAUUCCUCGAUGCCAAGGAGUACAAGCCCUUGAAGGUAGCCAAAAUCGACCAGUUGUCGUCGAACGUCUUCAGGUAUAGCUUCAACCUGCCGGACCCGCGGGACGUCGUUGGCCUGCCCAUUGGCCAGCACGUUGCCAUCAAGGCCACCAUUGACGGCAAGGCCGUCUCGCGAUCAUACACCCCUACCUCCAACAACCUCGACAAGGGCCUGCUGGAACUGGUCAUCAAGAUCUACCCCGAUGGCCAGCUCACCGGCAAGUUCUUCGCAAACCUGAAGGUCGGAGAUGAGGUGCUGUUCCGUGGACCCAAGGGCGCCUACACCCACACAGUCGGGCAGUGCAAGAAGAUUGGCAUGAUCGCAGGCGGCACAGGCAUCACACCCAUGUACCAGCUUAUCCGCGCGAUAUGCGAGGACGAGUACGACACAACAGAGGUAUCUCUGAUCCUGGCCAACCGCUCGGAAGACGACAUCCUCCUGCGCAAGGAGCUCGAGACCUUCGCGAGGCGGUACCCCAAGAACUUCAAGCUGUGGUACAUGCUGGACAGCCCGCCGGAGAACUGGGCCUAUGGCAGCGGCUACGUAACAGCAGACUUGAUGAAGGAGAAGCUGCCCGCGCCAGCGCCAGACACCAAGGUUAUGCUAUGUGGGCCUCCGGGGAUGGUCAAUGCGUCGAAGAAGGCUUUGGAGGGCCUAGGUUUCAAGGCCCCAGGAGCCGUCGCGAAAAUGUCCGAUGAGAUCUUCUGCUUCUGA